CGGAACAAUGCAAGAGUGUGCUCUGAGUUUUCACGAAUCAAUGAUCCAAAAAGAAACCCUAAAGUUCACCAAAACGAAAAACGCAAUAGAAAAGCAAAAAAAAAAAACUUUUCAAAGUUCGAGUUGCAGAAAUCGCCGAUGAUAUCAGAGUAUUGUUCUCUGCGUAUCAUCAUGUUUAACUCUGUCCGCGAUUUUGGAACUGUGUUUUCUCCGGUUUCAACGAGCUUGAAAAAACCGGUUUCACAAAAAAAAUCCAGAUUCACGGUAACCAAUUUGGAUAAACUCAAAAACCAAACCAUGUUUUGGAUUUUACUUGGAUCCGUGAAUAUCCAAACCCUAUUUUGAAGUCACGUGAAUCAUUCCCAUUUCCCACCAUAUUUUCGUUUUCUUGUUCACAAAGAAUCAUUCUUCACAUAACCAUGUUUGUUUCCAAACUUUCUCACCCGUGCUAUCUUUUUGUCAAAAGUUCAUCCGUGAGUCAUUGUCCAAUCCAUUUUUGUUUUCUACUGCCUAUAUAUUCUCCGUCACAUGUUAGCCACUCUAAACCCAAUGCUGAAAAGUUUAGUUCAUUUUGGUUUUUUCUUUAUUUCUUAGCUUCUGAUUUGGUUCAAUUCAGUUGUAAAUUUCUGGGCUGCUUUUCAGUUCCAUUCAUUUUACCUCUACUUUGGUUGGUUCUCUGAAACAUGGAGGCUCUUGUAUAUGUUUGUGUGGCCUUCAUGCUGUGUGGUUGUGCUGCUGGAAGAGAAUGCACAAACAGUCCUACUCAGUCACAUACAUUGCAAUAUGAAUUAGGGACAUCAAAGAAUGAGACAUGGAAGAAAGAAGUGAUGUCUCACUAUCAUGUAACACCAACCGAUGAUUCAGCUUGGGCAGAUUUGCUACCGAGGAAGUUGUUAACAGAAGAGCACCAGCGUGAUUGGACUGUUAUGUAUCGGAAAGUUAAGAAUUUGGGUGUGUUUAAGCCACCUGUUGGAUUUCUCAAAGAAGUUCCUCUUGAGGAUGUGAGGUUACUGGAUGGUUCUGUUCAUGCUGAUGCACAGCAGACUAAUUUGGAGUAUCUGUUGAUGUUGGAUGUUGAUAGUUUGAUUUGGAACUUCAGGAAGACGGCUGGAUUACCAACUCCGGGUACACCUUAUGGUGGAUGGGAAGCUCCUGGUUUGGAACUCAGAGGACAUUUUGUUGGGCAUUACUUGAGUGCAUCAGCUCUAAUGUGGGCCAGCACAAAGAAUGAUAGUCUGAAGGAGAAAAUGUCAGCUCUUGUUACUGGUCUAUCCGCUUGUCAGGAAAAAAUUGGAACAGGAUAUUUAUCUGCAUUUCCAGCCGAGUUUUUUGAUCGAUUUGAAGCUAAUCAACCUGUUUGGGCUCCCUAUUACACCAUUCACAAGAUCUUGGCUGGCUUGUUGGAUCAACAUACACUAGCUGGAAAUCCUCAAGCUCUAAAAAUGUUGACAUGGAUGGUCGAUUACUUUUACAACCGAGUGAUGAAUGUAAUAACAAAGUACACUGUACAUAGACACUAUGAUUCCUUGAAUGAGGAAACUGGAGGAAUGAAUGAUGUCCUUUACAAAUUAUAUAGCUUAACGGGGGAUUCAAAGCAUCUAUUGUUGGCUCACCUUUUCGACAAACCAUGCUUUUUAGGUCUGCUUUCAGUAGAGGCAAAUGACAUAGCUGAUUUUCAUGCUAAUACACAUAUCCCAAUUGUUGUUGGAGCUCAAAUGCGGUAUGAAGUCACAGGAGAUCCACUUUAUAAGAAUAUUGGGACAUUCUUUAUGAGCAUUGUAAACUCUUCACACAGCUAUGCAACGGGAGGGACAUCAGUCGGGGAGUUCUGGAAAAAUCCAAUGAGAAUGGCAGACACCAUGUCAACAGAGAAUGAAGAAUCAUGCACAACUUAUAAUUUGUUGAAGGUUUCACGCCACCUGUUCAGAUGGACCAAAGAAGUCUCUUAUGCAGAUUAUUAUGAGCGCGCCUUAACAAACGGUGUACUCGGUGUUCAAAGAGGAACAGAUCCUGGCGUGAUGAUUUAUAUGCUUCCUCUAGCAAAUGGGGUUUCCAAAGCUAAAACUUUUCAUGGUUGGGGAACACCAUUUAAUUCAUUCUGGUGCUGCUACGGAACAGGAAUUGAAUCAUUCUCAAAGCUUGGAGAUUCUAUUUAUUUUGAAGAGGAAGUGAAUAAUCCUAGUCUAUACAUCAUUCAGUACAUAUCAAGUUCAUUUAAUUGGAAAUCUGGGAACGUUUUGCUCACUCAGAGAGUUGUUCCAGCUGCUUCAUCGGACCCUUACCUACGAGUUACAUUUACAUUCUCCCCUAACGAGAAAAAUGGGGUUUCAUCAACAUUGAACUUUCGUCUACCAUCUUGGACUCACACCGAUGGUACCAAGGCGAUAUUGAAUACUGAAACUUUAUCUCUGCCAGCUCCAGGGAAUUUUUUGUCAAUCACAAGGCAGUGGGGUACCAGUGACAAGCUGACCCUUCAAUUGCCUCUUAUCCUCAAAACAGAAGCCAUAAAAGAUGACAGACCUGAAUUUGCAUCUCUUCAAGCAAUUCUUUAUGGACCAUAUCUUCUCGCCGGUCAUACCUCCAGAAAUUGGGACAUUAAAGCUGGUGCUAACACAUCUGUUGCAGAUUGGAUUACUCCAAUUCCUUCCAGUUACAAUAAUCAACUAGUUUCUUUGUCACAAGACUUUGAAAACUCAACUUUUGUUAUAACAAACAGAAACCAAUCACUCUCAAUGCAAAACUUGCCUGCAGCUGGAACCGAGUUCGCUCUUUAUGCUACCUUUAGACUUAUCCAAAAAGACGCUACUAGUAAAUCAGUGAUUCUAGAACCAAUUGAUCUACCUGGAAUGACCGUAAGUCACCAAGGACCAGACCAACCUCUUAUCAUUGUAGAUUCCUCCCACGACGGGCCUUCUUCGAAUUUUCUAGUCGUACCAGGAUUGGACAGACGAAAUCAGACCGUAUCUUUAGAAUCAGAAAGCAAUAAAGAUUGUUACGUGCAUAGUGAUAUGAGCCAUGGUUCAGGACUUAAGCUCAAGUGCAAGUCUGAUUCUGAAGCUAGUUUUAACCAAGCAACAAGUUUUGUUUUUGGGAAAGGACUAAAGCAAUACCAUCCUGUUAGCUUUGUAGCUAAAGGUGCAUACCGGGAUUUUCUUUUAGAGCCAUUAUUCAACUUCAGGGAUGAGCAUUAUACAGUUUAUUUCAACAUUCAAGGUUAGGCAAGUUUACCAUAGAAAUGUUCAAAUAAUGAAAAUUUAGUUGUAGAAAGAUUAGCGGAUGGAUUUCUUGUGCUUGGUGUUCUAAAUGCACGAAAUGGAUUGAUUUUUUCUACUGAUUUAUCAGUGGAAUGUAAAUGGAUUAAUGAAUUGUUUUAAUAAUCUAUUAUAAUUUAUAUAAAAAUUUAUGCAAUCCUUUUAUUUGCCA
Messenger RNA from Lathyrus oleraceus (garden pea), 3423 nucleotides. RefSeq lists its product as uncharacterized. Bases 684 to 3218 code for a protein of 844 amino acids. Gene Ontology annotation, molecular function: alpha-L-arabinofuranosidase activity. Gene Ontology annotation, biological process: L-arabinose metabolic process. Lineage: Eukaryota; Viridiplantae; Streptophyta; Magnoliopsida; Fabales; Fabaceae. The transcript is spliced from 13 exons. The record is from RefSeq and is a predicted model, not a curated record.